Molecule: messenger RNA, 1967 nt
Organism: Stereum hirsutum FP-91666 SS1
Lineage: Eukaryota; Fungi; Basidiomycota; Agaricomycetes; Russulales; Stereaceae
Product: cyclohydrolase
Exons: 9
Coding region: 127-1737 (536 amino acids)
Source: RefSeq, a predicted model, not a curated record
CCCUCCGACCCCGCGUCCUCCGCGUUUCUCGAGAGUACAAGUACGCCGUCCUGGCCGGCUCAGGUUCCCCUUUCUCUCUUCUCCUUUCCCCUCCUCUCGUCUAUUGCGACGACAUAAACAUAUAUCAUGUCUGCACCCGAAAAGAUCCUCGUCGACAAUGCGCUGCUCACCCAGAUAUUAUCGCAGCUUCAGUCGUUGCAGGUCUCUCACCAGGCCUUGCAGGCUAAGCUCGAUGGCCUCAGCAACCCAGCCUCCCCUCCCGUAAAGCCCUCCGCUGGUCCCGUUCCUCUCCCGGCGGAUGCGUUCUCCAGCCCUCCGUCGAGCACCGUGUCUAUCCCGACUAUUCCCAAGAUGAACGAGCUAGCUGCGGCUGAAUCGAACGGCGUGCUGACGGAUAAGCAGAGGGAGAAGUUGUUGUACCCUGGAAGGGUCAUGCUGACUACCUACCCCGACCAACACGGGAUGCAUCCCCACCCUCUCCAAUGGGGUUCCUCCGACCCGUCCAUCCGCGGCCCCAUCAUCCCCUCCCGUCUCCCCUCCUCCUUCAAAUCCCGCAACGCAAUCGGCGCCCACUCCGGCUCUUACUCCAUCUACCGUGCUCUCGCCAUCGCCAUGGGCACUCUCAUCCCGACCCACAAACCAGACUACAGUAAAACCGAACCCCCCGUCGACAUCCCCCCUCAACCCUCCUGGUCCGACCCCUCCAAGAUCGUCUCCUUCGAUCCCUGGGGCCAUCUCACACCUCAAGUCUUCAAGCGCGAGUCGGAUAACAAAGAGCAAGGUGGAAUGGGAUUGGAUGUGAGGCCUAGUAUUGCGGUCACGAAGGCGCAUAUUAAGAUGAGUGAGAUCGACGAUAGUGCGAGAAAGGGAGAGAUUCCGAUCGAUGGGAAUAUUGUGCUUAAGAGUGAGCCGGUGAGGAAUCCGGAUGGGACCGAGAAUUUGGAGGAGGAUCCGGGGGUGGAGAUUAGGGUUAGUAAGGCGGCGGUGGAGCCGGUUUGGUGGUUGCCUGGGGUGGCGGAGAGGUUUGGGAUUUCGGAGUCGCUUCUUCGUCGUGCGCUGUUCGAAGACACGGGAGGAAUGUAUCCCGAGCUCAUCACCCGUCCGGAUAUCAAGGUGUUCCUGCCACCAAUCGGCGGCAUGACCGUAUACAUCUUCGGACCUGCGCAAUACAUGUACGACGAAAGCAAAGAGCUGACGCUCCGUGUGCACGACGAGUGCAACGGCUCAGACGUCUUCGGCUCCGACAUCUGUACCUGCAAGCCUUACCUCACUUUCGCAAUCGAGGAGUGUAUCAGGACGGCACAGAGGGGAGGUGUUGGUGUGGUUGUUUAUUUCAGGAAGGAGGGGAGGGCGCUGGGUGAGGUUACGAAGUACCUCGUCUACAACCUCCGCAAACGCGACGGCGACUCCGCAGACAAAUAUUUCCGCGCGACGGAGCUCAUCGCGGGCGUGAAAGAUAUGCGGUUCCAGGCGCUCAUGCCGGAUGUGUUGCAUUGGAUGGGGAUAAGGAAGAUCGAUAAUAUGGUUAGCAUGAGUGAUAUGAAAUACGACGCGAUUGUGGGUAGUGGGAUCCCGAUUCUGAAGCGGUAUGAUUUGCCUGCCCACCUCAUCCCCAAGGACUCCCGCGUCGAGAUCGACGCGAAGAUCGCCGCGGGCUAUUUCACGAGCGGGAAACAGCUCACGGAGGCUGAUCUGAUCAAGACGGUGGGGAGGACUUGGGAGGAGACGGAGCAUUAGAUGUUCUCGUUUUUCGGGCUACUUACCCCUCACUGGACGAACGGGGCUGUGGAUUUUGCGAGGGUUUUGUGUGUGUUGGGCUGGAAGUGGGUGGUGAAAAUGUGGCGAUGGUUUGAUGAUGGCUGUCUCUUGUUGGAACUCUUUUUUUGGUCUUGGGGAUAUAAGUGUUGAACUGAUUGUUGUCGAGUACUAUACUCUAGAAAAUGUGUGUUAUCAAACUGUGUUUUUGC